GCGGCUAUGGAGGGACAUUGGGAUGCAGCUAGAAGGGUCCUUUUCUACAGUUUACUGCCAAAACAUAUUUAGCUGUUAAUUCGGCAAUCUGACUAAAGUAUGACUUCACUUGAUAUGCUGAAAUAAAAACUCGGUAAUUCACGAAACCGUGCCUGGUCCUGCGUUUUCAGACGCUAAAACGUUAGGUCUAUCCGUGCGUUUCUGUGUGAGUAUGAGUGUUGUGUGAUGACGCGAUGAUCCGCAAGCCAUAGAGGGAUCGAUGGAGACUGGUAUAGAUGGAGACAUACCGAUAGAGGGAGGGAAGAAAGACAUCGUGGCACUAGAACUGUAAUGUAUGGGAAUAUCAAGUAGAGAGAGAAAGAGAUAAAUAUAGCAUCAACAACGAGAGAGAUAGUGAGAGAGAGAACACGGACUGUGAAUUCGCGGACGACAAUGAGAUUUCUACAUGAAUAGUAUAAAAUGCUUUAAAACUCAGCGUUUUGCCUUACAAACGUGUUGUCAGACGACAGCCACUAAAACAGGACUACACAUCAAGUUCGGGCAGUAGGGGGCAGCAUGCCUGAGCAGAGUAAUGACUACAGGGUGGUGGUGUUUGGAGCGGGGGGAGUGGGGAAGAGCUCCCUGGUCCUACGCUUUGUUAAAGGCACCUUCAGGGACACCUAUAUUCCCACUGUGGAGGACACCUAUCGACAGGUGAUCAGCUGUGAUAAGAGUGUGUGUACGCUCCAGAUAACUGAUACAACAGGCAGUCACCAGUUCCCUGCCAUGCAGAGGCUGUCCAUAUCUAAAGGACAUGCCUUCAUACUGGUCUACUCUGUAACCAGCAAACAGUCACUGGAGGAACUCAAGCCUAUCUACCAACAGGUGAUAGCCAUAAAGGGGAACAUAGAGGCCAUCCCCAUCAUGUUGGUGGGCAACAAGAGUGAUGAGACCCAGAGAGAGGUGGAGACUAAAGAUGGAGAGGCACAGGCGACCACGUGGAAGUGUGCGUUCAUGGAGACGUCAGCUAAGACCAACCACAACGUGACCGAGCUGUUCCAGGAGCUGCUCAACCUGGACAAGAAGAGAAACAUGAGUCUCAACAUCGACGGGAAACGGUCCGGAAAACAGUCCAGAGCUGAGAGACUGAAGGGGAAAUGUAGUGUCAUGUAGAGAGGAG
Molecule: messenger RNA, 1159 nt
Organism: Oncorhynchus keta (chum salmon)
Lineage: Eukaryota; Metazoa; Chordata; Actinopteri; Salmoniformes; Salmonidae
Product: GTP-binding protein Di-Ras1-like
Exons: 5
Coding region: 556-1152 (198 amino acids)
Biological process (GO): signal transduction
Cellular component (GO): plasma membrane
Molecular function (GO): GTPase activity; GTP binding; GDP binding
Source: RefSeq, a predicted model, not a curated record